UUUGGACUUAACAGCACGUGUUGGUAACUUUAUAUCGUCCGAGUUGUUUCAUUUUUAUUUUUGAUCAGUCGAUUUCAACAAAGGAAUGGGCAGACCUGAAUUUUCACCGAGAGGAGGAGGUGGCAGAGGAGGUCGAGGAGGUGGCAGGGGAGGAGGAGGUGGUGGCAGGGGGGGCUACUCAUCAGGUAGAGGAGGUGGCACUCCUGGAAGAGGUGGAUUCACUCCCCGAGGUGGCAGGGGUGGAGGCGGCGUCCGAGGUGGCAGGGGUGGAGGAAGAGGUGGAAUGAGGGGAGGCAAGAAGGUUGUCAUUGAGCCUCACAGGCACCAAGGGGUGUUCAUUGCUCGAGGCAAAGAAGAUGCUCUUGUUACAAAAAAUAUGGUUUGUGGCGAGAGUGUUUAUGGUGAAAAGAGAAUUACAGUUGAUGAGAACGAGAGUAAAAUAGAGUACAGGGUAUGGAAUCCAUUUAGAAGCAAGCUGGGUGCAGCAAUUCUUGGUGGAGUCGACAACAUAAACAUUAAGCCAGGUAGCAAAGUGUUGUAUCUGGGUGCUGCCUCUGGUACAUCAGUCAGCCAUGUUUCUGAUAUAAUUGGACCUGAUGGUCUGGUGUUUGCUGUGGAGUUCAGCCAUCGAAGUGGUCGCGAUUUGAUCAACAUGGCCAAGAAACGAACAAACGUCAUUCCCAUCAUUGAAGACGCCAGACAUCCACACAAAUACAGGAUGCUUGUUGGUAUGGUAGACACCAUAUUUGCUGACGUGGCUCAGCCAGAUCAAGCCCGAAUUGUUGCUAUUAACGCGCACAGUUUCCUGAAAAAUGGUGGACAUGCAGUUAUCUCAAUCAAGGCUAACUGCAUAGAUUCCACGGCUCCAGCGGCAACAGUUUUUGCCAGCGAGAUUGAUAAACUGGAGCAGGAAAAGUUUAAAAGAAGGGAGAUGCUGACGUUGGAGCCGUACGAGAGGGACCAUGCUGUCGUCAUUGCUCAGUACAGGCCUCCUCCAAAGAAGUAGAUGCGUUUAAAGAAAUAAAUUACAUUUUUUUGUAAUAUGUAUUAUAUAUAAUUAGUUAAAUCUUUACAUUUUACCAUUAAAAAAACUAUUUCUAUAAACCAUCUGAUGCGUACAACGUUUGAAUGUAUAAAUAAAUUAUUUAAAAACUAGAUUUUUGACCAUGAUAAAAAUCUUGACUAUA
Molecule: messenger RNA, 1187 nt
Organism: Helobdella robusta
Lineage: Eukaryota; Metazoa; Annelida; Clitellata; Rhynchobdellida; Glossiphoniidae
Exons: 9
Coding region: 86-1006 (306 amino acids)
Biological process (GO): box C/D sno(s)RNA 3'-end processing; rRNA methylation
Cellular component (GO): small-subunit processome; box C/D methylation guide snoRNP complex; nucleolus
Molecular function (GO): RNA binding; rRNA methyltransferase activity; histone H2AQ104 methyltransferase activity
Source: RefSeq, a predicted model, not a curated record